GGAACCACAAAAGCUUUUUAGGGAAGUUCUGCCUCUUCAAGUAGAGGAAGUGUGGGUGGACUGGAGUCCCUGAGACACCGUGUGAUGUCACUCCCCACCAGCCUAAGUGUGAUUGGUUCUGAGUAGCUGAAGCAGAGUUUAAAUUCCUGCCCUAUCAGAGAAGUGGCCAGAACAUCAAUACAAGAGUGGCUUCACUGGGCACAGGUUCCUUCUGUCAAGUGAGAACUUCAGACUGAUUGCUGAAGACUUUGGGGGGAAAAGUCUUUGUGAACUGAAGAGGAGAAGAAGACGUUUCCUGUCCUUCAUCACAGGGAGGCAUGCCACAUCUGGCUAUGAGGACCAGUGUCUUGCUCCUGCUUCUGUGGGGACUGUCCUGUGCUCUCCCGGUGGCCAGGUACCAGAAUACUGAGUAUGAAAGCUCUAAAGAAUGGAAGGAGAGCAGUGAGUCAUCAGAAGAGAGUAAACUUAGCUCUGAGGAGCAGACAAACGAAGACCUCAGUGACAGCACCGAGUCAGAGGAGGGUCUUGGUGACCAUGAGUCUCAGUACCAACCUGUUGGUGGCCUCUCCAGGAGCAGAGGAAGGGAUGACAAAGACAAUGAAGAAGAUGACAGUGGAGACGAUACCUUCAGUGAGGAAGACAAUAGUCCAGGACCAGAAGAGGGACAAGGAGCAGACUCUGUACUUGGGAGUGAAGAGGACUCAACUGAUAGCACUGAGUCCAGGCAAGACAGCACCCAGGACACCACCAGCGAGAGCAGGGACCUUGACAGUGAGGGCGAGGUGAACAGCAGGCCAGGGGGAGGCAGCUCCACUCAAGACAGUGAGAGCGAAGAGCAGCAGGUGGGUGGCAUCAGUGAUGGGGACAGCAGCCAUGGAGAUGGCGCAGAGUUUGACGAUGAAGGAAUGCAGAGUGACGACCCAGACAGCAUUAGGAGUGAGAGAAGCCACUCCAGGGUGGACAGUGCCAGCAUCCAUUCCAAGGAAUUGAGAGGGAACAGUGAGGAACACAAGGGGCCUGGGGACUCAGGCCACAGCCAGUCGGUGGGGCAUCCCAGCAGGCCCUUCCCCAGAAAGUCCCGUGUUUCCCAGGAGGAUGCUAGAGGUGAGCUGGGUGAUGCUGACACUUUGGAGGAGCAAGUCCAGAGCCACUCCACAGAAAGCUCCCACUCCAGGGAGUCUGGCCUUAGCCAGUCCAGGGAAGACAGUGAGAGUGACUCCCCAGAAGACAGCCAGGAAGGCCAGUCCCAGGAAGACAGUCAGAGCCUCCCCAACUCCAGCAGUGAGUCCAGCCAAGAGGGGGACCCACCCUCUCAAGAGAGCAGCAGUGAGUUCCAGGAGGGUACUGUGAGUGAGUCCAGGGGAGACAGCCCAGAUGGCAGUCACUCGGAAGGCCGGGAUAAGAGCCAGUCCAGUGAAGAGGACAACCUGAACUUGCCCUCUGACUCAAAAAGUUGGUCCAGGGAGGAGCCAGCCAAUAGUGACUCCAACGAGACCCUUAGGGAUUCGAAGGACAGCUCGGAGUCCACUGGGGUGGACAGCAGCUCCAGCCAGGAGAGCCUCCAGUCCCAUAGCGCCUCCAAUGAGAGCCAGAGUGAUGAGAGCAGGUCUGUGCAGGAUGGAGAAGAUGGCAGUGACUCCCGGAACAGCGGCAGCCAGUCCCAGGAAGACAGCAGCUCCACUGAGAGCACUUCCAGCAGCGAAGAGGAGGGUCAAUCCAAGAUGGCAGAGAGAGAAAGCAGGAAGCUGACAGCAGAUGCCCAGCACAACAAGCCCACUGGGGACCAAGAUGACAAUGACUGCCAGGAUGGCUACUAGCCUUGGCUUUCUCAGCAGGAGGCUCUUAGGAGUCUCUCACUUGGAGAGCCAUAGAGCACUACAGCUCUGUUUUUGUCAGCAGCGUGGCCAGGGCCCAUUUCUUCCUAAAAGGAUAAGGCCCAGGCAUUAUAUGUUUGUUUCUUGGGUGUCACCAGCCAGAGAGAUUUAAAUAACAUGCAGUGACACCAGGACACACUGACGGAGCCUGGGAAGGUGUGCAUUAGAGCUUUGCAGCUGGAAUAGUUCCUUACUCUUCACCUAUUAAUGAGGUUCUGUUUUGUGCCUGGCAUCAUGCUAGGUGCUGGGGAUAUAAAGCACAUCAAGACUUAUUUCUUGCUCCUGAGGAGCUUACAGGGGGGGGGGGGGGUAAACAAAGCCAAAGAACUGAAGAGAGAUCUCUAUGAGGGAAAUAAGAGCUAGCAUGAUCUAUUUCAGUGAGUGCCAAUAGAGAAGAACAAACAAGAUAUAUGGUAGCACAAGAGAGGUGACAACAUUGGGAUGAAAAAUCAAGGAGAACUUCACAGCAGAAAAGACUUUGCUCCACUGAAGACAGGGAAAAUCUAUUUAUUCUUGAGAUAGGCAGUAGUAAAUCCUAUAUGGUCAGAUAUUGACUUUGUGAAAGCACUUUCAAAGUGAGGUGCUUUGGAUGAACAAAUUAAAAAAUCAUUUUCUGUUAUGGAAUUUUCUUUGUGUAUAUGUGUGUGGAAUGUAAUGAACUUGGCCUCAUGAGGGUGAUAAGGAAGCGGAAGUGAGGGAGAGAAAUAGGAAGACAUUCUUCUCUUAAUAGAUGAAUUUAUGGUCCCCCUUCCAAUAUCAAACUAUGUGGAAUGAAUGGUAAGAAAUCUGUUCUCAUUCAUACUUAUUUGUAUGUUGCACAUAGCAGAAUUGUGUAUAUAGGAUUUAAUUGAUUUUUGCCAAUACCCUCUGAAAUGUUACCUCAUUCAUAUAAGAUGUUAGUUUUUGUAAUAAAGGUGACAAUC
Messenger RNA from Erinaceus europaeus (western European hedgehog), 2797 nucleotides. It is a transcript of the gene DMP1, whose product is annotated as dentin matrix acidic phosphoprotein 1. The record is from RefSeq and is a predicted model, not a curated record. Gene Ontology annotation, biological process: extracellular matrix organization; ossification. The transcript has 5 exons. The coding region runs from base 318 to 1817 and encodes 499 amino acids. Gene Ontology annotation, molecular function: extracellular matrix binding. Gene Ontology annotation, cellular component: extracellular matrix. NCBI's taxonomy places the organism in Eukaryota, Metazoa, Chordata, Mammalia, Eulipotyphla, Erinaceidae.